Messenger RNA from Molossus molossus (Pallas's mastiff bat), 936 nucleotides. Its product is annotated as olfactory receptor 51B4-like. The record is from RefSeq and is a predicted model, not a curated record. Bases 1 to 936 code for a protein of 311 amino acids. Gene Ontology annotation, molecular function: olfactory receptor activity; G protein-coupled receptor activity. Gene Ontology annotation, biological process: G protein-coupled receptor signaling pathway. Gene Ontology annotation, cellular component: membrane. Lineage: Eukaryota; Metazoa; Chordata; Mammalia; Chiroptera; Molossidae. The transcript has a single exon.
AUGUGGCCCAACAGCAGUUCUACUCCCUUCUUGCUGACUGGCUUCCUGGGCUCAGAGGCAAUGCACCACUGGAUCUCUGUCCCUUUCUUUAUUAUUUACCUCUCCAUUCUUUUUGGCAAUGGCACACUUCUCUUCCUCAUUCAGAAGGACCACGGUCUUCAUGAGCCCAUGUACUACUUCCUGGCUAUGCUGGCAGGUACGGACCUCGGAAUGACACUAACUACAAUGCCCACAGUCCUGAGAGUCUUGUGGCUGAACCAGAGGGAAGUUGCCCAGCAUGCCUGCUUCACUCAGUCCUAUUUCAUACACACCCUGGCCAUUGUAGAAUCGGGGGUCUUGCUUACUAUGGCGUACGACCGUUUCAUUGCCAUCCGAAGCCCUCUGAGGUACAACUCCAUUCUUACCAAUUCCCAGGUGAUGAAGGUAGGACUAGGGGUACUGAUGAGGGGCUUUGUGUCCAUUGCACCCCCAAUUCUGCCUCUCUAUUGGUUCCCAUAUUGCCAUUCCCAUGUUCUUUCCCAUGCCUUUUGCCUCCACCAAGAUGUCAUGAAACUCGCCUGUACUGAUAUUACAUUUAAUCGUGUAUAUCCAAUUAUUCUAGUUGCUUUGACUAUCUUCCUAGAUGCUCUGAUUAUCAUAUUUUCUUAUAUUUUAAUCCUUAAGACAGUUAUGGGAAUCGCUUCUGCAGAGGAGCGAGCAAAAGCCCUCAACACCUGUGUCUCCCAUAUUAGUUGUGUCCUGGUCUUUUACAUCACUGUGAUUGGCCUGACUUUCAUCCACAGGUUUGGAAAACAUGUACCACAUGUGGUCCACAUUACCAUGAGCUAUGUUUACUUUCUCUUUCCUCCAUUCAUGAACCCCAUUAUAUACAGCAUCAAGACCAAGCAGAUUCAGAGAAGCAUCAUUCGCCUAUUUUCUGUGCACAAUAGGGCUUGA